GCGAGGCGCCCCUGGGGUUCCCGGGCAUCUUCCCGAUGGCCUGUGAGCAGGUGCUACGAUGAUCUUCAUUUUAUUGCGAGGAAGCAAGAACAGAAAGGCUCGGACAGCUGUCCAAAGUCACACAGCUAGUCAACCCCGGGGGAUCCUUCCGUCUUCCCCCCCCCGCCCCCCCCCCCCCGCCUCCCCCCCGCCUAGCACUUAGCCUUUCUAACUAACGUUCCCGAAAUUGAUCAAGUUUGUGCUUGCUGUCGGCCUUCCCUGCUCGAAUACAGCUCCACAAGGUCGGGGACCUCGGAUUGUUUUGUACCCUGAUGUAUCCGCAGCCCGUAGGACAGGCACAUAGCGGGCCCUCAGCAUUUUCACUGAAUGAAUAAAAGCGACAGAGCAGGCAAUCCGUUCGAUUCCGGAGCGGGCAGUGCUCAGCUCCUUGUCUGCUGAUAGCUGGGGUCCUACUAAACGUUACUCUUCAAACUCAGAGGAGGCCUUGUGCUUCCUUCCAUAAAUUAAAACAUUUGAGUUUUCCUCAACUUCACUCCGUCACAGGGGCUGCUAAUGACAUCUCCUGUGUGGUCCUUCUUUCCAGGAGCAGGGUGCGUCACUGAGACCACUGCUCACCAACUGCAGAUUCCAGCUCGCCCGCUCCUGGGCUUCCUAGUCUACAGAAGAGCCAGUGUGCAGCCUCAGAAGAUCCCCGCCCUUUGUCCGGGGCAGAACAGGAUGGCCGCGGCCCGGGAAUCCUUGACCUUCAGGGAUGUGUUUGUGGACUUCACCCUGGAGGAGUGGCAGCAGCUGGACUCCGCUCAGAGGAACCUCUACAGGGAUGUCACGCUGGAGAACUACAGCCACCUGGUGUCCGUGGGAUACCUCGUUGCCAGCCCGGAUGAGGUCUUGAGAUCGGGACGAGGAGAAGAGGCCAGGAGGGCAGAGGGAGGGCCGUCGGCGUGGAACUAUCCAGAAUUCUGGCAAGUUGAUGACCAGAUAGACAACCACAAGGAAAGCCAAAACCAACUUCUGUGGCAAACUGCAUUAGUAGACAAGGAAACACAGAAGGAUCAAAGCGGCCAAGAAUUCACAAGCUUCAGAAAAAUCAUUUAUCCAAACACAGACUUUGUUUCUAUAAGACAAAGACUCCCUAAAUAUUAUUCCUGGGGAAGGUGUUCAAAACAUAAUUUAAACUUUCUUUGUCAAAAUAGAAGCUAUGUAAGAAAGAAAGAUGAUGAAUGUCACGCACAUUGGAAAUUAUGCUUCCAUUCUAAUCUCAAUAAUGCUCAACCUGCAGAGAAAUUUUUUGAGCCCAAUCAACGUGGAAGAGCCCUCCACCAGAAGCAAGCACUUAAUAAAACUCAAAGAAUUCAAACUAGGGAGAAACUCUAUGAGUGUUCUGAAUGUGGGAAAGUGUUCAUCCAGAAAGCAAACCUUGUAGUACAUCAGAGAACUCACACAGGAGAGAAGCCUUAUGAAUGCUUUGAAUGUACAAAAGCCUUCAGCCAGAAGUCAACCCUCAUUGCUCACCAGAGAACUCACACAGGGGAGAAGCCCUAUGAAUGCAGCGAAUGUGGAAAAACCUUUAUCCAGAAGUCAACUCUGAUUAAACACAAGCGAACUCACACAGCAGAGAAACCAUUUGUAUGUGGUGAAUGUGCAAAAGCCUUUAAGAGUUCAUAUCACCUUAUUAGACAUGAGAAAACACACAUUAGGCAAGCAUUUUAUGAAGGAGUCCACUUUGGUAAGUCCAGCCUUAUGCAUCAAAGGACUCAUAACGGUGAGAAACCUGAGUGUAAUAAACAUGGGAAACCCUUUGAUGAGAAAGCCAACCCCAUUAAACACCAGAGAUCUCACACAAAAGAGAAACUUUAUGAGUGCAGUAAAUGUGGGAAAAGCUUCAGGGGAAAGUCACACCUCUCUGUUCAUCAGAGAAUUCAUACAGGGGAGAAGCCUUAUGAAUGCAGCAUAUGUGGGAAGACUUUCAGUGGGAAAUCACACCUCUCUGUCCAUCAUAGAACUCAUACAGGAGAGAAGCCUUAUGAAUGCAGAAGAUGUGGAAAAGCGUUUGGUGAAAAGUCAACCCUUAUUGUACAUCACAGAACUCACACAGGAGAGAAACCCUAUAAAUGCAAUGAGUGUGGGAAAGCCUUCAGCGAGAAGUCACCACUGAUAAAACAUCAGAGAAUUCAUACAGGGGAAAGGCCCUAUGAAUGCAGUAACUGUGGGAAAGCAUUCAGUAGGAAGUCAACUCUCAUUAAACAUCAGAGAAUCCACACAGGGGAAAAACCCUACAAAUGCAGUGAAUGUGGGAAAGCCUUUAGUGUGAAAUCCACUCUCAUUGUACAUCACAGAACUCAUACGGGAGAAAAACCCUAUGAAUGCAGGGACUGUGGAAAAGCCUUCAGUGGGAAGUCGACUCUCAUUAAACAUCAGAGAAGUCAUACAGGAGAUAAAACCUAUUAAGAUACUUGAGAGUGAGAGAAUGUCACUAUUCGUUAUACCUCAUUAUGUAUCACUUCAUCCUGGGGAGUAACCUUAUAAAUGUCAAGAAUGUCAGAAAGUCUUCAGGUAUUAUUUAAUGUUCCUUUAAUAUAAUAAAUGGUACAAAAGCAUAAUUCCAGAAGCAUGUAAUAAAUGUGAUCAGUUUUUUACCCAGAAUUCUUACCCACGAGUGGAAAAUUGUACAUCAGAGAAUUUGGGGAAAUGUUUGUGGUAAUCUGUUAAGUGAAAAAACGGAUUAUAAAACAAUAUACCAUAUGGUUCAUUGUAAAAAAAAAAUAGGAAGGAUAGGCACCAUUGUAUCAGUGAUUCUGGGUGGUAGAAAAAUGGCAACUUUAUGAUGAGUAAAAUUGUAUGCACAUAUAUAUUUGUGUUAUAUUUAUAUCUAUUUUAGGUGUGUGUAUGUAGGUAGGUAGAACAAAAAGCUAGGAAGGAAAUAUACCAAAUUAUUAAGCAAAUUAUCAUUUGGGUGUUGGGAAAUUGAUUUUUAAAUGUUUUGAGCAUAGUCUCCAGAAACUAUCAAUAAAUUGUUUAAAGUAA
Molecule: messenger RNA, 3024 nt
Organism: Mirounga angustirostris (Northern elephant seal)
Lineage: Eukaryota; Metazoa; Chordata; Mammalia; Carnivora; Phocidae
Gene: ZNF674
Product: zinc finger protein 674
Exons: 5
Coding region: 553-2448 (631 amino acids)
Biological process (GO): negative regulation of transcription by RNA polymerase II
Molecular function (GO): DNA-binding transcription repressor activity, RNA polymerase II-specific
Source: RefSeq, a predicted model, not a curated record